Eleginops maclovinus (Patagonian blennie) is the source of this 3387-nucleotide messenger RNA. RefSeq names its product phosphate cytidylyltransferase 1A, choline a (gene pcyt1aa). Gene Ontology annotation, cellular component: endoplasmic reticulum. Gene Ontology annotation, biological process: CDP-choline pathway. The record is from RefSeq and is a predicted model, not a curated record. The transcript is spliced from 9 exons. Gene Ontology annotation, molecular function: choline-phosphate cytidylyltransferase activity; phosphatidylcholine binding. Lineage: Eukaryota; Metazoa; Chordata; Actinopteri; Perciformes; Eleginopidae. Bases 370 to 1485 code for a protein of 371 amino acids.
AAGAAAAGAAGAAGUUCCUGGAUGGUGACCUGUCAGCGUUGUAGUGCAAGCUGUCACUGCUGAUAAUUUAUAUGUCCCUUUGGUAACGUUAGUAACAGUUUUUGGCCAGCAACACAGCGAUAUCCGGGGCGUUGGAUUUACAGAUUUGUCGUACUUUCCGUUGUUGCUGGUGUCAGCUAACCGGCGAGCUAACGGCUAAAGUUAGCUUACAAUCGAAUCAGCUUAACAGCUAGCUUGCUAGCUAGCAUUCGACGGUAUAUAGCAGCUUUAGCUAGCUUUAUUGCAGUUAGCUAGCUAGCCUGCUGGCAGUACGAGUCUAGGAAGCCGCCCACUCCUGCAAAGCAGCAUUCCGGACUAAAUCGUACACAAAUGGAGGCCCAAAGCUCCAGCGACAUGCUGCUGUCCAGAAAGAGGAGAAGAGAGAGCUCCACUCGGGACACAGAGGAGGCAGAGAGGCUUGUGAAAAUCCCCAGAUGUACUGUGGGAUUGAAGCACCCUGCGCCUUUUGCAGAUGAGCUGGAGCCAGUGACUAAAAAACCCUACGUGAGAGUCAACAUGGAGGAGGCGAAGAGGGGAACACAUCCCGACAGACCUGUGCGGGUGUAUGCAGAUGGUAUCUUUGAUGUCUUCCACUCAGGCCACGCCAGAGCACUCAUGCAGGCUAAGUGCCUCUUCCCCAACACACACCUCAUCGUAGGAGUGUGCAGUGAUGACCUGACCCACAAAUACAAGGGCUUCACAGUGAUGAAUGAGGAUGAGCGAUACGAUGCCAUCAGCCAUUGCCGCUACGUGGAUGAAGUGGUGCGAAACGCUCCCUGGACGCUGACGCCGGAGUUCCUGGCAAAACAUCGCAUUGACUUUGUGGCCCACGACGACAUCCCAUACUCCUCUGCAGGCAGUGAUGACGUGUACAAGCACAUCAAAGAAGCUGGGAUGUUCGCUCCCACCCAGCGGACAGAGGGCAUCUCCACCUCUGACAUCAUCACGCGCAUAGUCCGAGACUACGAUGUGUACGUCAGACGCAACCUGCAGAGAGGAUACACGGCGAAGGAACUCAACGUCAGCUUCAUCAACGAGAAGAAGUACCACCUGCAGGAGCGCGUGGACAAAGUGAAGAGGAAGGUGCGUGACGUGGAGGAGAAGAGCAAAGAGUUUGUCCAGAAGGUGGAGGAGAAGAGCAUCGACCUCAUCCAGAAAUGGGAGGAGAAAUCCCGAGAAUUCAUCGGCAACUUCCUCCAGAUGUUUGGCCCCGAGGGAGCUCUGAAGCACAUGCUGAAGGAAGGGAAGGGCCGCAUGCUGCAGGCCAUCAGCCCGAGGCAGAGCCCUAACAGCAGCCCCAGCCGAGAGGAGCGCUCCCCCUCUCCCACCUUCCGCCUCCCCUUCUUCACCAAGACCUCCCCUCCUCCCUCGCCUCCGCCCCACCACAGCGGGGCCCGCGGAUACCUCGUCAGCGAGGACGACGAUGACGAAGACGACGAGAGCUAGAGCACAUGUGAAUCCGUCGGGUAGCAGUCAGACGCUAAGGGUUAACCGAGCUGUCGAUGGUUUUCCUCCAGCUCCUGCUUCCAUUUCUUUUUUUCUGUUUAUGAUUUAACAUUUUUAGCACUUCAGUGUCACGUUACCUGUAAUCCUCCACAGCUCUUGAUUUAAACAGCCAUUUUUACCCUCUUUGUUUCUGUGUAUUGGUCAGUAAAAUGUACCACUAGUCACGUUCUUCGAAUAUUAGUUACAUUUUCUCCGUCACUUUUUCAUGUUACGUUAAUCAGUCACUCACCAGCACUUUGUUCAGGGGUGCACUCUUCCAUCCACAACGAGUUCUUACAGGGUGGCGUGGUGAAGUAGGGCUUUUUGUUUUUGUCAUAGCUUUAGCGGGACGGCUUGUGGCUUUGGGUCUCUGGCUGGAGCAGCACGUGUAGUUUGUUGUGGGAGCGGGGGGCUUGUGGACACAACUCCUGGAAGUCUUUCAGAGCAGGUCAGGAAACUGGACCAUUAAAUGAUGUGGGGCAGUUUAUACUCUGCUCAUACUAACAAGGAACCGACAUGACUUCAAAAUAACAGGAAAACUCCAGAGGAUGUCGAGUCUGAACCUGGGGGUCGAGUGUGUUACUAAACAGCAGCUUUGCAAGUUUGUCUGCCUGCUUUGGGGUGCUGCGUGCGCGUGUGUGCAUGUGAUGUUGAAGUCGGCAUGUUCGAACGCCUGUUGACAGAUCUGGGUUCAGCUUUACUGCGUACAGUUAUAAAUUUGCUUUAAAAAUGUUUAUGUCCGUGGACCAGAAUCAGUCUUUGGAAGACUAGUUUUAAACUGGACGCCUUUCUCGCGGCGCAACGAGUUCCGUAAAGGACGACCCAUUUAAAUGUUGAUGUAGAAAAACUUAUUUUUGUAGGUUUCAUCCGUCUUUAUCCUCUGUACAGAUAGUUAUCUUAACCAUUUCUGUUUGGAAGUGCUUGGACAGUUUGAGCAGUGAAUCAACAUGAGCCAGGCUGGAGGUAUAUGUUAUGGUUUUUUUUGGACCCCCCCCCCCCCCUUUUAAUCAUUCAAAUUGGACACACACACACACACACACACACACACACACACACACACACACACACACACAAAAUAUAUAAAAGCAUCAACGUUUAGAGCUUUUUUACCCCAAUCUGCAGGACUACUGCUGGUGUCGAGGGUUCAUAAUUCUGUACUAAAAACUCCAGAUCAACGUUUACGUAGCUACCUCCUCCUUCCCUGAACUGAUUUUGUUUCCUGAGAUGAGCACAAAGUUAAACAUUAUUUUUCUUUCUGGUCGGAGCUGUGGUUACAGCAAUGAAGCAAGGGUACUGGGUGGAAUAUCUGUUUCAGGCCUGGGUUUGCUUUCCCUGCAUUUCCAGUGAUGUAUGCGUGUGUUGUCUCCUAUAUAACUGAAAUAUGAAACAUUACAGCUGAUCUGAAGAUGUAAUGCAAUACUGUGAGAUGACUCUAAUAUAAAUGUUGUUAGGCUUGGUUUCCCAAAAAUAACUUGCAAUCAAAUCAAUCUCCGCUACAGCCUCUAUUCUCCAGGGUGUGAUUCAGAUUUCCCAUUGUUAUUAAUUCCUAUUUCUUGGAAUUAAAAGCAAAUCUAGCGGUGAUUUUGGUGUUAAGAUACUUUUGGGAACCCUCGUCUCGAUUCUUGUGGAAUCUGUUCUUUUAAAUCCGUAUGAACUUCUCAGUCAGCAUGUCCGGGAGUCAGAGGUGGCAAAAGGACUGAAGGGCAAGCCGAAAACUUUCACUACUGCUAGAUACAAAUGUAAAUGUUUUAAACUGCGCUUUAAUCAUGUGUUAUUUUACUGUUUGAGUUUUUGUUGUUUUUAGUCCUGGAUGUAGAGGAAAGGCGAGACAGGAAAAGUGUAUUAAACAUGUUGGCCAAAGCA